CCAGGAUGCGAUGAGCAUCUGCAGGUGGACAGGAUACCCACAACUCUUCAUCACGUUUACAUGUAACCCAAAGUGGCCUGAGAUUGUUCGCUACGUCGAGUGUAGAGGACUUGCUCCGGAUGAUCGUCCAGAUAUCAUUUGUAGAAUCUUCAAGAUCAAACUUGAAAUGCUCAUAAAAGACUUGAAAGAAAAUAGACUAUUCGGUGAAGUUAAAGCAGUUGUAUACACUGUGGAGUUUCAGAAACGUGGAUUGCCACAUGCUCAUAUUGUGUUAUGGUUGACGCGAAAGGACACGACUAUAUUGGCAUCAGACAUUGACAGCAUCAUCUCAGCUGAAAUUCCGGAUGAGAAAAAUGACCAUGAUUAUUAUGUUGCUGUCAAAGAGUUAAUGGUGCACGGGCCUUGUGGGGUUCUGAACAAAUCUUCGCCGUGUAUGGAGAAUGGUCACUGCACGAAACACUUUCCGAAGAAAUUUGUGAGACGUACUACAAUUGAUGGAAGUGGAUUUCCCAUUUACAGAAGAAGAGACAAUGGAAGGAGUGUAAUGAAGAAUGAGACUCUUCUUGACAAUAGAUUUGUCAUCCCUCAUAACCGUACAUUACUGCUCAAGUAUGGGGCUCACAUUAAUGUUGAGUGGUGUAAUCAAACCCGGGCAGUGAAAUACCUCUUCAAGUACAUUAAUAAGGGUAAUGAUCGGAUCACAGUAGCAUUCUCUGAGGCAUCCGACAAUCGUAAGGUAGAAAAGGUUGAUGAGAUCAAAAUGUAUUACGAUUGUAGAUAUAUCUCUGCAUGUGAAGCGGCUUGGAGAAUCUUUGGAUUUCACAUUCAUUAUAGGGACGUCGCAGUUGAACGUCUAAGCUUUCAUCUCCCUGGGCAACAUAGUGUGUACUAUAAUCCUAAAGAGUCUGUCAGUUCUGUUCUUAGACGUCCUACUA
Messenger RNA from Cuscuta europaea, 935 nucleotides. Lineage: Eukaryota; Viridiplantae; Streptophyta; Magnoliopsida; Solanales; Convolvulaceae. The record is from the annotation of a GenBank genome assembly.